AUCGAUUUCGUCGAACGGUUAUCAUCUUUCCUGUCUAAGUCAUGGAUAGUGAGGUCAUUUCAGAGGAAGGCUCGGUUCAAAGCUCAAAGGGUUUAAAAUUGUUUACCAAAUCUUGGAAACUGAAAGACUCGAAUCCACGUGCAUUGAUAUUUGUGAGCCAUGGAGUUGGUGAGCAUUGUUCCAGAUAUGAAGAAUUUGGAAGUGUUUUAGCUAGACAAGGCUUCCUUGUUGUUUCCCACGAUCAUGUGGGUCAUGGAAGGAGUGAAGGUGAACCAGUGCAAAUCUCGUCCUUUGAUAUUUAUGCUGCUGAUGUGUUGAAGCACAUGGAUGAGAAGCUUGUAAACCAUGGUGGUCUGCCAAUAUUUCUGUUUGGUCAUUCAAUGGGAGGAACAGUUGCAAUCCUUUGUGCCAUGGAAAGGCCGCACUUCUUCACUGGAGUUGUACUCAGUGCUCCAGCCAUUAUGGCCAAUCCUGAAACUGCCUCACGUGGAAUGAUAUUUUUAGGUAGAAUAGUGUCACGCAUUGUACCUUCAUUUCAAGUGAUUGGAUCUGAAAACUCCUCCCUUCUCAGUCGAGACCCUGAACAGGUUGCCAUCUUGACUAAUGAUCCUUUAGCAUGGAAGGGAGGCUUGAAGGCCAGGUGGGCGAUGGCCAUACAUGAUGCCAUGGAACACAUCAAAGAAAACCUGGCUAAGAUUGAAUGGCCGUUUUUAGUGCUUCACGGUGAUGCUGACCAGCUAACGAUGGUUGACGGUUCCGUGAUGCUAGAAGAGAAGGCAGCAAGUCAAGAUAAAACCAUUAAGAUUUAUCCAGGCUUUUACCACAAACUUCUAAACGAGCCCAAAGAAGAUGCGACUUUGGUGAUGAAUGAUAUAAUUUCGUGGAUAAACCAGAGACUUCCAUCUUGAAAUACUGACUAAAUUCUUUCACUCCUCUUGGAUAUCAUUGAAAGAGAUUAUUUUAGGUACCUCUGGAUCAUUUAUCAAUCAACCGUAGUGGCAUACAGACCUCUGUGUUCAAAACAGCUUGAGCUGCAGCAGGUCCAAAGCGAGUCAACAGCAGGCGGAUUUCUUAUAAGCUCUGACAAGUUUCUACCUCACAAUGGAUGAAUUUGCUGAGAUUUACAUCUCCUUUCUCCAAUCGAAACUGUCUUCAUUUGUGGCAGUAACUGAAUCUCGAAAUGAUUCGCUCCGCUAUUGCGUAUUAUUACCACGCCGUAAUUUGCAUUUGAGCUGAAACCAAGGAGCGGAGCCAACCCAUUUAUAGCGUUCCUUCGUGUUUAAGAGGUUUCCCAGUUUCCAUGCCUGCUGUGUCGUGUGGGUGUUUCAAGAGAAGUGAUUAAUAUGCAACCUCUCUCCAUAAAAUAAAUUUAUUAUUCGAAAGGUAACGAGAAUGCUCUAACCUAUCAGGUUGAAGUUUUUAUCUUGAUCUAACACCAAAUUGUCGUUUGGGAGGUCUUGGCUGAUGGAGGGGUAGAAUUCUUCGAUGUCAAAGCGAAUAAAACUGUGGUGUUGUUUGUUCUUAAUGGGCUUUAAACCACUCGAUCACAGAUCAAAUCUCUUUUUUUUUCCCUAUCUCACUAUAUACAU
Pocillopora verrucosa is the source of this 1589-nucleotide messenger RNA. The record is from RefSeq and is a predicted model, not a curated record. NCBI's taxonomy places the organism in Eukaryota, Metazoa, Cnidaria, Anthozoa, Scleractinia, Pocilloporidae.